AUCCCGUCAGCGGCACUGACGAUCACCACCAUGGUCCACCUAUCCAGAGUGAAAAGGGGCAAGCAGGCCCACAAGCCUCAGCAGGAGCAAGACCAAGGCGAAGGCGCGGCGGAUCCGUAUGUGUAUGGAACUCAUUAUGCCACCGAGGAGCUGCCGGAGCAUGUCAUGUCCGAGCGGGAGAUGCCCGCCGAUGUUGCUCUCCGCUUGAUCAAGGAUGAAUUGAGCUUGGAUGGAAACCCUCUGCUCAAUCUGGCGAGUUUCGUCACCACUUAUAUGACUGCGCACAUCCAGAACCGCUGCAUUAAUAUGAUCGCGAAUUUACUGAACGCGCCCGUCACCGCAGAGAAUGGGGACCAGGAUUGCCUCGGGACGUCCACGAUCGGAUCAUCGGAAGCCAUUAUGCUGGCGACCCUGGCCAUGAAGAAACGCUGGCAGAACCGGCGCAAGGCCGAGGGGAAAGACUGGACGCGUCCGAAUAUCGUCAUGAACAGUGCGGUGCAGGUGUGUUGGGAAAAGGCAGCGAGAUACUUUGACGUCGAGGAGAAGUACGUCUAUUGCACCGAUACGCGAUACGUGAUAGAUCCGAAGGCCGCAGUGGACAUGGUGGACGAGAAUACAAUCGGUAUCUGUGCCAUCAUGGGCACGACCUACACGGGACAGUACGAAGACGUCAAGGCGAUCAAUGACUUGCUCAAAGCGAAGAAGAUCGACUGCCCGAUUCACGUCGACGCAGCGAGUGGCGGCUUUGUGGCGCCGUUUGUCAGACCAGAGCUGGAGUGGGAUUUCCGACUGGAGAAAGUCGUGUCGAUUAAUGUCUCUGGACACAAAUAUGGAUUGGUCUACCCCGGCGUCGGUUGGGUCUUCUGGCGCUCUCCUGAAUAUCUACCCGAAGAGCUCAUCUUCAACGUGAACUAUCUCGGCUCCAACCAGGCCACCUUUACGUUGAACUUUUCCAAGGGUGCCUCCCAUGUUAUCGGCCAAUACUACCAACUGAUCCGACUAGGCAAGCAUGGAUAUCGGUCGAUCAUGCAAAACCUGACGAAGAUAUCGGAUUACUUCGCAGACGAGGUCAAGAAGCUCGGAUUCUUGAUCAUGAGCGAUGGCCACGGUCGCGGCCUACCCCUCGUGGCGUUCAGAAUGAAGCCCGACGACGACCGACUGUAUGAUGAAUUUGCGUUGGCGCAUGUUCUUCGCCAACGCGGAUGGGUCAUUCCGGCAUAUACAAUGGCUCCGCAUAGCAACCAGUUGAAGAUGAUGCGUGUGGUCCUGCGAGAGGACUUUACCAUGCAUCGGUGUAAUAUACUGAUUGAGGACAUCAAGGCCGCGUUGAAGUCAUUGCAAGAGAUGGAUGCCGAGAUGAUCCAGAAGUACACACUGCAUCUUAAGGCGCACAGCGACAGGAAACUACCGCAGCAGCAUGCACAUUACAAGCACGAAAAGCACUCGUUGCAGGGUAAGACUGGCAAGACGCACAGUGUAUGUUGA
This is a messenger RNA of Aspergillus bombycis, 1485 nucleotides long. Its product is annotated as glutamate decarboxylase. The annotation marks the transcript as partial. Gene Ontology annotation, molecular function: pyridoxal phosphate binding; glutamate decarboxylase activity. Gene Ontology annotation, biological process: L-glutamate catabolic process. Gene Ontology annotation, cellular component: cytosol. The transcript is spliced from 5 exons. NCBI's taxonomy places the organism in Eukaryota, Fungi, Ascomycota, Eurotiomycetes, Eurotiales, Aspergillaceae. The record is from RefSeq and is a predicted model, not a curated record.